AUGUGUUGUAAUUCCCAGCUGGCCCUCACGACCGUGCCACCCUCCUCUGAGAUCUUUGUGUUCACUGAUGCUCCUGCUAAAGACACCGCACUGAAGAGCACUGUCACCGCCCUCAUAGAGAGCACCAAGUCUGUGGUGACCUUCAUGUUGACUGACAACCUCCGCUCAAGUCGUCGCCGUAGGCAUUCCGUGGGCGGGGCUUCAGUUGUAUGGCCCAGUCAGGGUGGAGCCUCCAACCGGAUGGCCCAAUCAGACGCUCAGCUGUACCAUGACCUUGCCCAGGCCUCUGGAGGUCAGGCCAUUGAGGUCACCAAGGUCGACCUACACCGGGCCACCAGCGUCAUCGAGGACGCCUCCGCUGCAGCACAGGUGACUGUUCUACAGGAGGUAAGGAGCCCAGGAAAGGCAGAUAAUUUCUCAUUCACAGUAGACGAGUCUAUGAGAAACCUGAAUGCUUACAUCACAGGAGGAUCCCUCUCCUUCACUCUCACCAGCCCUUCAGGUGUGUCCCAGAGUGACAGUGAGGCCAACGGUCCCCUGGGGACCAUCCAGACCGUGGGGAACCUACGCCGCAUCUCUCUGACCUCACACAACCAUACAGGAUUAUGGGAAAUCAGUAUGAACUCCAUAGAGUUCUACUCACUGAAGGUCAUAGGUCAGAGCUCUGUUAAUUUUGGCUACCAUUUCGUGGAGGCUUUCGGGGGGGCUCAUGGAGACUUUGGUCUCAAAGAGGGCCGUCCUCUCACAGGCGGUAACAUAACCCUGCUGGUGUCUGUAACGGGGGGUGACUCUGUCACUGUGACGGAGGUGGCCCUGGUCGAGGCCUCGGGGUCAGGAUCAGAAGUCAAUGGAACCCUGCAGUCGCUAGGCGGCACCGGCAGCGGGGACUUCCUGGUUACCAUGGCCAGAGUCCCGCAGGGGGAGUUUGUGGUGCGUCUGAGGGGAGAGACCAGCAGCGCCACCACCAAAUCAUCACCUAGCCUCUUCCAGAGACAGGCCUCCACUCAGAUAAAGACUUCCAGCAUCUCUGUUAUGGCCCAGGCUGACAGUACUCUAGAACCCGGUUCUACCAUUUCCGUCCUCUUCACCGUGACGAUGGUCAACGGAACCGGAGGAACCUUUACCGUCCGAGCAACCAACGACCGUGGCUUCCCUUCCUCCUUCCCUGCCAGCGUCUCCAUUGUGACCAGGGGCGGCUUGGCCAAUGGUACAGUGACCCUCACGGCGCCCGCCAGCACCCCGUCGGGAACGGACGUCACCCUGACCAUCGAGGCAGAGUCCGCUGGAGCCGCAGACUUGAACUACUCCAUCCUGCGUCUCUCUGUUGUCAGCAAGAUUUCACCCCCUCCCCAGUGCGGGGUGGUCAGCAUCUCGUCCAACUGCCCGGCUGACUGCAGUGCCUCCUACUGGCAGCUCUCUGCCACCAUGACCGACAGUGUCAACGGGACGGGCAUUGACCGAGUAACCCUGCGCCAGGGCAACGGGACCCUGAACACUUCUACUGCGGUGGGCACCGGAGGCGAGAACGUGACCUGGGUGGCCUACAGCGCCUCCUGCUGUUCAAAGAAGGUAGAACUGGUGGUUGUGGACAAGGCAGGCAACGUGGAUAUAACCAAGAGGUUUGACAGAGGUGAGAUGGAGGAGAGGAUUGUGGAUAUCUACAUCAGUGCAGACCCCCUGAGAGACGGUGAGACCAGCACCAAGAGAGAAGAGACAGCAGACACGGCUCCUAAUAAUCGACCAGGAGACCAGCACUCAGAGAACGCCUGUUGUCCUGACGGAUGGAGGAAGUUUGGCUGCAGCUGUUACGACAUCUCUACUGAGUCGAAGACCUGGAAUGACAGCAAACAGGAUUGUUUGGGGAGAGGAACAGACCUGGUGAUCAUAAACAGCAAGGAGGAACGGGUACUGGGGGAGAAACCAGCCUGA
Molecule: messenger RNA, 1929 nt
Organism: Coregonus clupeaformis (lake whitefish)
Lineage: Eukaryota; Metazoa; Chordata; Actinopteri; Salmoniformes; Salmonidae
Product: von Willebrand factor A domain-containing protein 7-like
Exons: 12
Coding region: 1-1929 (642 amino acids)
Source: RefSeq, a predicted model, not a curated record